UGAGGAGCAGCGGCGGAGCGCGGGGCCGCCGGGAAGCCAGGGCGCCGGGACGCCCCCUGCCCAGUCCUCGCAGGCCGCCAGGCCCCCUCCAGCCGGGGCCGUGGAGCACCGGGGCAAAGGCCGGGGCCCCCCCAUGAAGGAGCGCGACGCGGCCCCGGCCGAGCGGGGCAAGCCGGCCACCUACACCGGGGACAAGAAGGCGAAGAUGGCGGCCAAGACCAACAAGAAGUGGGUCCGGCUAGCCACGGUGUUCGCCUACGUGCUCUCCGUGUCGCUGGCCGCCAUCGUACUGGCCGUCUACUACAGCCUCAUCUGGCAGCCGGUGGGCGCCGGGACGUCGGGGGGAGCCGCCGGCCCGCCCCCCAGCGGCUCCAACGCCACCGGCCCGUCUGGGACUUCGGGGGCGGCGGCGGGGCCCAACACCACCGGGUCGUCCCGCCGCGAGGCGCCGCGCGACGCGCCUCCGCUGCAGGCGGCGAGGCCGGCGUCCCCGGAGCCCGGUGCAGACAGCCCCCUGGCCGGGCCGCUCGAACGGCCGCGGGGGCCGGAUGAGGACGAAGAGGAAGCGGGCGCAGCGCCCCGGAGUCGUUGAAGCUCUCCGCGUUGGGGGCGGUCGGGAAUCAUCGUCCCCUAAGCCCCCAGGCAGGACUUUGCAGCAGGACCGGCUCCGGGGCCCGCCGGAGUGACCCUAACGCGAGCGAACGCCCCCACACACCUCAGCGAACGCCAGCUCGUCCCGGGAGCGGGUAACGCACAACCGGAUCUUCAGCCAAGGGACAGCGAUUCGCCUGGGACUCGGGGUUUGAUCUUCCCAGCACCGUGCUGCGCCAGGGCCCUGAGCCAUUAGGAGAGUUGGGGGGAGGGUGGGCAGAGCCUAGCACCCAGCCCUUGUGCGCCGCUACUCUGAUGUAUCCUAAACGCAGGGGGGUGACUUGGGCGCCCCCUCCCCAAGACUCAGGGGAAGGUAGGGAGUUGUGUAGGGGCUCCUUUUUUUAUUUUCAAUUUUUUAAUAAGCCGAGGCUCUCCAAAAGAAGAGAGCACCAAAAGUAGCGGAGCUCAGGUACGUCAACCUAGUUGCAGUGGCCAGACAUGCGUUUAAUUUAUAGAUCCCUGUAUAUAGCUGUUGACAUAUGCACUAAAAGCUAUAAUCACAUAGAACUCUAUGUAUUUCCCCACACCCUGGGUAGCUACUGAAUGUGGGGUCCAGCAAGGGCUAUUUGCUGGCCUUCAAACUAGACUUAGCCAGAAGGACACAAACAUGGCUUUCCCCCUUCCCCCUUUUCCAUCACCCAUUCUCUCACCUGUUCCCUUCCUGUUUCAGAAAGAUAAGUUUCUGACGUUCUUAGACUGCAAACAUGACAGUGGAAAAACCUUUGCAGUAGCAUCCGUUUAGGGAGGAUGGGGAACACACUGAUCCCCCCUCCCCUCCGGUUCUCACUCUAGUGCUCCCACCACCGUGGCUUCCUGUUGUAGCCCUGAGUGUCUGGAUACAUGCCAGGGGCGGUGGAGAGGAAGAGUAAGGCUGAUGUGUUUAGAUCAGUCCCUUCCCCUGGCAGAAUUCCUUUAGGAAGAGCAAGCCUUUUUAAGUACAGUGAUUGGCAAGUGUUUUCUCUCGUUCCUUUUCUGUCUCCUCAAUCAUCUUAUUUGGUUCCAGAUCUUGUCUUAUUUAAUUUCUUGCCCUUCUAUGUCUUGUCUUACUCACUUUUGCAUUUCCUAUUUUUCUGAGCCUGAAACAAUACAGUGGCUUGCUGUUAGGACAAAAAUCAGUCGCAAAGCCAGAGCUGCGAUGACGUGGCUCUGAGUUACGUUAUAGGGUCAGAAAGAGCAGAGGGGAGCAUUCGAACUCAAGAGUGUGCUUAGGCAGUGAAGAGGCCAGCCAUGGAAAGGCUGAACCUGUCCUCGGUGGUGGCUUGUCCUCACUCUCGGUGAGUUCCCACUUAAAUGCAGCCAAACA
Messenger RNA from Acomys russatus (golden spiny mouse), 1954 nucleotides. It is a transcript of the gene Inafm2, whose product is annotated as InaF motif containing 2. Bases 134 to 592 code for a protein of 152 amino acids. The transcript has a single exon. NCBI's taxonomy places the organism in Eukaryota, Metazoa, Chordata, Mammalia, Rodentia, Muridae. The record is from RefSeq and is a predicted model, not a curated record.